UCGCUAAAUAUUCCAAAGAACUUCUUCUUCACUCUUAUCUACCUCUCUUCUCCAACAUUUCCUUCAUUCUGGAUAUUGAUUUUUCCUAUGGCCGAGGCUUUAGUGGAAAGCGUGAUUGAAAAUUUGGGAUCUUUAUUUCAAGACCAACUUGCAAUUUAUUGGGGCGUUGAUCAGCAGACUGAGAAGCUUUCCAGCAAUCUCAGAGCAAUCCGUGCUGUCCUCAGAGACGCUGAGAGAAAGCAAAUCACAAGCUAUGCAGUGAAGGAUUGGCUGCAGAAACUCACAGAUGCAGCAUAUGUGCUUGAUGAUAUCUUAGAUGAAUGUUCAAUUCACUCCACAAAGAUGCACUCUGUUGAUGGUCAUAUUUCACGCCUAUCCCGUCUCCAUCCUAAGGACGUUCUCUUUCGCUUUCAUAUUGGAAAGAGGAUGAAAGACAUCACCCAAAGAUUUCACAACAUUCAUGAAGAAAGACUCACAUUUGAAUUGCGUGUGGGUGUCACGGAGAAGCAAGCAGUGAAUGAUGAUGAUGAUGAUGAUUGGCGUCAAACUAGCUCAGUAAUUACCGAACCCAUAUUCUGUGGCAGAGACAAGGAUCGAGAGAAGAUUGUGAAGUUUCUGUUGGAAGAUGCUAGUAACAGUGAAGACCUCAGCAUCUAUCCCAUAGUUGGUAUGGGUGGACUUGGCAAAACAACUCUUGCCAAACAGGUCUUCAAUGAUCACGAGAUAAGUAAACAUUUUGACUUGAGAAUUUGGAUCUGCGUUUCGGAAGAUUUCAAUGUGAAGAGAAUACUGCAAUCCAUCAUAGAAUGUACCAUUGGUCAAAAUCCCAACCUUGGUGAUUUAGAAGCAAGGCGUAGAAAGGUUGAGGAAGCAUUGCAGAACAAGAGGUAUUUGCUUGUUCUUGAUGAUGUGUGGAAUGAGAACACAGAGAAAUGGAAGGAGUUGAAGGGGAUGUUGGAGUGUGCAAAUGGAGCAAAGGGAACUACCAUUUUGGUCACUACUCGACUCGAGGAAGUAGCUUCCAUCGUGGGAACGCAUUCUGCUUACCGUUUGAAAGUAUUGUCAGAAGAUGACAGUUGGUCAUUGUUCAAACACCAUGCAUUUGGACCAAACAGAGAAGAAAGGGAGGAACUUGUAACAAUCGGAAAACAGAUAAUGAGGAAAUGCGUUGGUUCACCACUUGCAAUCAAAACCUUGGCAAGCUGUUUGCGUGAUGAAACUGAGGUAAGGCAAUGGGAAAAUGUAAAGAAGAGUGAAAUUUGGAAUAUACAAGAAGAAAGUAGUAGUUCUAUGACAGGUGAGGAAAAUUCUAUUAUGCGUGCUUUGAAAUUGAGCUAUUCUAAUUUGAAGUCGUCUAUGAAGAGAUGUUUUUCUUUUUGUGCAAUUUUCCCCAAAGAUUUUGAAAUAGACAAGGAAGAACUUAUUCAUCUCUGGAUGGCUAAUGGAUUUAUUAAAUGUGAAGGAAAUGUAGAAGUGGAGGAUGUUGGGAAUAAAGUGUGGAAAAAAUUAUACCGUAGAUCAUUUUUUCAAGAAGCUAAGUAUGAUGAAGUUGGUAUGAUCACUACUUUCAAGAUCCAUGAUCUAUUUCAUGAUCUUGCCCAGUCUAUUAUGGGUGAGGAAUGUGUGGUUAUUGUGAAAGGAAGAUUGACUCAAUUGCCAACUAGAGUUCACUAUUCAAGCUUGCUCAAUUCUGGUGUGUCUGGUUAUAUGACUGCUUUCAAGCAAAGAUUGACGACUGCUUUGAAGAAGGUUAAAUCCCUGCAGAGUUUUCUUGAUUUUGGUGGUAUUGGCCCGGUUCCAUCAAAUCAUAGUCUCCGAGCAUUGCAAACAAGCUCUUCUUUGUUGUCCCCACUCAAGGAUUUAACACUUUUGAGAUAUUUGAGUUUGAGAUUUAGUCAGAGCUCAGAAGAAAACUUAAAUAACUCAAUUUGUCAGUUGCCAAAAUUGCAAAUAUUGAAACUGUUUCAUUGCCCCGAACUUCAUGGGUUGCCUAAGGAUUUGACACGAUUACAGGAUCUGAGGCAUAUUGUGAUUGAUGGCAUGGAUACAAUACAAGAGAUGCCUCCGAAUAUUGGCAAGUUAAGGCAUCUAAGAACACUGAGCAUUUUCGUGGUGGGUUCAAAGCCAGGGUGUGGCUUAGCAGAGUUGCAUAGCUUAAAUCUGAGAGGCACGCUGAGCAUCAGAGGCCUUGAGAACGUCCUCAAUGAAUUGGAUGCUAAAGAAGCAAAUUUGAUUGGUAAGAAGGAGUUGAAUAUCCUAGAGUUGUCAUGGGAUGGUAGUGGUAAUCCAAAAGGCAGUAAUGUAAGUGUGGAGAGAGUACUGGAAGCCCUAGAACCUCCCUCAACUCUCAAGAGUUUUCAAAUGGAUGGAUAUCAGGGAAGGCAGUUUUCGAGUUGGAUGAGAAGUUCUCUAGUUUUGAGAGACUUGGUGAAUGUUAUACUCUCCGACUGUGAGAACUGUGAGGAGCUUCCCCCACUUGGUAAACUUCCACACUUGAAAAGACUAAUUGUGAGUGGAAUGAAAAAUGUGAAGUGGAUAGAUGGUGAGACGUAUGACGGCGUGGAAGAGAAGGCAUUUCCAUCGUUGGAGGAACUGAUUGUGGAUAAUUUACCAAAUUUGGAGAGGUUGUUGAGGGAUGAAGGAGUAGAGAUGCUUCCUCGUCUUUCCCAAUUAACAAUUGAAGAUGUGUUGAACUUUAAAGUCCCACGUCUUCCUUGUGUGGAGACACUUGAUGCUAGAGGAAUUGAGGCAGGGACUUCUUUCAUGGAAGGGGUUGGGGAGAAUAUGGCUUGUCUAGAGACCUUGAUCAUUAAAAUCAUUAAAGGAGUGGUGGUAUUACCCGACGAAUUCAGGAGGUUGGGUGCACUACAGGAACUAUACAUUGGAGAAUGGUAUGAUGUGGAGUAUUUUCCAGAACACGUGGUGGAAGGUCUAACUUCUCUUCGAACUUUGUCCAUUAAAAACUGUGAGAAAUUGAAAUCGUUGUCUGAAGGUGUGGGACAUUUGGCUUGUCUUGAGAGGUUGUGGAUCGAAAAAUGUCCAGAGCUAGUGGCUCUACCAAGCAAUAUGAGUCAACUAUCUGCCCUGCGGAAUGUUUCAAUCCAACUUUGCUGCACAUUACCAGAUGGCUUACAACGUGUCCCCUCCCUACGAGUUUUAUUUAUAGAGAAAUGCACGUGUACUUCAUUGCCGGACUGGCUGGGAGAUAUGACUACUCUUGAACGAUUAUUCAUUUGGCACUGUGAGGAGUUGAGGUCACUGCCGAGUAGCAUUCAACGCCUCACCAACUUGUCUUAUUUAAGUAUAGAAGGAUGUCCUCAUCUGAAGAAGCGGUGCAAGAGGGAAACAGGAGAGGAUUGGCAAUACAUAAACCACAUUCCGCAAUUAUUUGUGGACGGAAACGACGUUUUGUGAUGAAUUAAUUCUAGAAUGUUUUGUUUAAUUCUCCCCGUAAUGUGUCACUUCGUCUUUGAAAAUUUUGUGUAGCCUUUUUCGAGGUGUAUAUAUGGAAUAAUAAAACAGCGUUUCAGUAUUGUUUGUGCUCAGGUAAAGUAGUAAAAGGAAAUCAUUUUUUUUUAUAUGCAAUUUCUAGGUGAUAUAAUUGGGCCUCCUAUAAAAUCAUUUGUAUUCUAUCUUUAACCUCUCUUUUUCUCCUCAUCUGAGGAUUUCAAUGAAGUUCUUGU
Messenger RNA from Vigna radiata var. radiata (mung bean), 3683 nucleotides. RefSeq names its product putative disease resistance protein RGA4. The record is from RefSeq and is a predicted model, not a curated record. Gene Ontology annotation, biological process: defense response to other organism. Bases 88 to 3414 code for a protein of 1108 amino acids. Lineage: Eukaryota; Viridiplantae; Streptophyta; Magnoliopsida; Fabales; Fabaceae. The transcript has a single exon. Gene Ontology annotation, molecular function: ADP binding.